GAGACUGGCGAGAGUCUGCGAGGCGGGAGCCAGACCAGGCCCGGCCGCCGCGGCGGUCCUUGAAGAGACCCAGCGUUGAGUGGUCUUCGUGCAGUCUGUGCACGCCAAUAUUUUGUCAGUGACAUUUUCCAGCUAUGUGAAGAUCCCUUUUAAGAAAAUUUAGCGCGUUGUGAUGGAGAAGUAUGAAAAAAUUGGGAAAAUUGGCGAAGGAUCCUACGGAGUUGUUUUCAAAUGCAGAAACAGGGACACGGGGCAGAUGGUGGCCAUCAAGAGGUUUCUGGAGUCAGAAGAUGACCCUGUCAUCAAGAAAAUUGCACUACGAGAAAUUCGCAUGCUCAAGCAACUCAAGCAUCCCAACCUGGUCAACCUUAUCGAAGUCUUCAGGAGGAAGCGGAAGCUUCACCUGGUAUUUGAGUAUUGUGACCACACGGUUCUUCAUGAGCUGGACAGAUACCAAAGAGGGGUACCAGAACAUCUUGUGAAGAGCAUAACUUGGCAAACGCUGCAAGCUGUAAAUUUUUGCCAUAAACACAACUGCAUACAUAGAGAUGUGAAGCCAGAAAAUAUCCUCAUCACAAAACAUUCAGUGAUUAAGCUUUGUGACUUUGGAUUUGCUCGGCUUUUGACUGGCCCAAGUGACUACUACACAGACUACGUGGCUACCAGGUGGUACCGCUCCCCAGAGCUUUUGGUUGGGGACACGCAGUAUGGCCCUCCGGUAGAUGUUUGGGCAAUUGGCUGUGUCUUUGCUGAGCUGCUCUCAGGGUUGCCUUUGUGGCCAGGAAAAUCAGACGUGGAUCAACUCUAUCUGAUUAGGAAAACUUUGGGAGACCUCAUUCCUAGGCACCAGCAAGUAUUUAGCACAAAUCAGUACUUCAAUGGGGUGAAAAUUCCAGACCCUGAAGAUAUGGAACCACUGGAAUUAAAAUUUCCAAACAUCUCUUUUCCUGCCUUGGGACUCCUAAAGGGCUGUCUCCACAUGAAUCCUGCUGAGAGACUGACUUGUGAACAGUUGUUGCAGCACCCAUACUUUGACACCAUCAGAGAAAUUGGGGAUUUGGCAAAAGAGCAUGACAAGCCAACAAGGAAGACCCUGAGACCAAGCCGAAAGCAGCUACCUGGGCUGCAGUAUCUACCUCAGCUGGCCAGCAGCAGCAUCCUUCCAGCUUUGGACACCAAGAAGUACUACGGUAAUACCAAGAAACUUCACUAUCGUUUUCCAAACAUUUAAGGAUCUUAGAGACUAAUGAUAAGAAAGGGAAAUGAUCAAUAAUUUGAAGAAAAUAAAACAUAUAUAGUUGUUUGAAAACAACAAUGUUGAAAACCAUCAGGAGAAAACAUUAAGUAACUAACUCACUGGGAGGCCCCUUGGCAAGAUGUGAAGGGAAAUUCCAGAUGCAGUCUUCCUGCUUGAUGGUGGUGUACAGACAGAGUGAAAACUUACUUGGAUUUUCAUUUAUAUUUUUGUUGUAUCUAAGUGACUUAGCUUAUGGACUAAAUAUUAAUUGUAUCUCCUGCCCAUAACUCUGGCAAAAUUAGAGAAGUAACAAAAGAUGAAUACUUCAAUUUUACUAUACGCAACAAGUGAAAAAUGGAUUACAGAAUGCCCACAUGUAUUUCCAUAGACACUUGCCCUGAGUCCUAUCUCCUGUUUUUCAUAUUGUCUCAACAUCCUAUUUAAGGCGUUUCCAUUCUUAAAAUCAAAAUGUUUAAAAUUCCAUUUCAUGCUUUUCUCUU
This is a messenger RNA of Talpa occidentalis (Iberian mole), 1737 nucleotides long. It is a transcript of the gene CDKL1, whose product is annotated as cyclin dependent kinase like 1. The record is from RefSeq and is a predicted model, not a curated record. Gene Ontology annotation, cellular component: nucleus. Gene Ontology annotation, biological process: protein phosphorylation. Lineage: Eukaryota; Metazoa; Chordata; Mammalia; Eulipotyphla; Talpidae. Gene Ontology annotation, molecular function: ATP binding; cyclin-dependent protein serine/threonine kinase activity. The coding region runs from base 173 to 1231 and encodes 352 amino acids. The transcript is spliced from 10 exons.